AUCCGGAAUAUCUGAUUGUUCCCUAUGAGGGAAACUAUGACUUCAUGUUCAUCGCAGUAUUCCAGUCCCAACCGGCUACCAUUCCCUGCAAACNUUAUAACUCUUAUAAUCCGGAAUAUCUGAUUGUUCCCUAUGAGGGAAACUAUGACUUCAUGUUCAUCGCAGUAUUCCAGUCCCAACCGGCUACCAUUCCCUGCAAACCUACCGAUUCCCGAGCUAAGGUCUCGCUGUGGAAAGUGCACACCAACUCUGGUCCACAAGAGAUUGUUGUCAAUAAUACUCUGGGAAUCACCUAUAACUCGAAGAAAGGCUAUCACUUUGAAUACCCGCUACCGAUUCCCGAGCUAAGGUCUCGCUGUGGAAAGUGCACACCAACUCUGGUCCACAAGAGAUUGUUGUCAAUAAUACUCUGGGAAUCACCUAUAACUCGAAGAAAGGCUAUCACUUUGAAUAUCCGCGUUGGGACGGGGAGACCAGUCUUCUGGAGUGUAAAGUGGAUAUUACCGGUGGAAUUGCAUCCUCUUAUCGAUGACAGUAGAGCUAAAAAUGUGUUCAUAAACAGCACCUUCACAUUAAAAUGUUUUGUUCACAUUGAACUCGGAGUUAUAAUCGUGAUUACGUGGGACGUCCCUAAUAAAAAUACUUUAGAAAGAUCUGUGGAAUCGAUGGCUGAAACUCAGAGAAUUGAAUUGAAUGGUAAUAGUUAUGAUACGGUGUCUCGGAAUCUGACCAUAACUGGUGCACAGAUGGAGGAAGAAGGCAUAUAUCACUGCAAUGUCACGGAUGGCAACGGAAGAGUAUUCAGUGCUUCCAAGAAAGUCACGCCACUCAUCAGUAGAGUGGGAGAAAUGGUCAGAUUUGUAGUGGACGUCCAGUCAUUCCCAGACUUUGAAUCCGUACAACUAUUUUGGUUUAAAAAUGAUAUUCAAAUCGAGAAGAAUCACAAACAUCUCGUGACAGGUGUUAAAACUGACGGUCAGUUUCCACAAACAUAUUUAGAGAUCAAGAGUAUUGAACUCGAGGACAGUGGCACUUAUAUGCUGUUGGGAAACACGAGUGAUAUGUCGACAAACAUAACAAUGCAGUUAUUAGUGAGCGGUUCCCCUGCUAUUAAAAUGAUGAAUACCGUAGAAUUCUAUGAAAUAAAC
Messenger RNA from Oppiella nova, 1148 nucleotides. Lineage: Eukaryota; Metazoa; Arthropoda; Arachnida; Sarcoptiformes; Oppiidae. The record is from the annotation of a GenBank genome assembly.